UUUGAGCCAACAGAUUCCAUUGGACUCUCACAACCUUCUCUAUCAAACUCAUCCAUCUGAUCCGAUCUACCAUUUUGCUCAGCAUCCUCAACGUUCAAAACAAUCCUACGUCUAUAUUCAUCCAUUGAUCCCAAUAAAAAAUUAAGAGAGAUAGAGAGACCCUUCUCCAUGGCGCCAAGGUGGAAAUGGAAAGGUGCUGAGGCAAAAGCACUUGCAGAACCUGUUUCAGAAACAGUCUCAGAGCUUCAAUCUUCUUUGGCCCAAACAGAGGCUUCAGGCUUCCUCUCAAGUUGUAAUGUACUUCUAUUGGUUGAGGUUGAGCAAGCUGAGCUUUUGGACCGUUGUUGUUUCGGUAAACUUGUUGUUAGUAGCGAGAAAGAUAAGAGAUGGAUUCAGUUAUCUUUUGAAGAAGCUUUCUUUUUGUUCUACAAACUCAACUGCAUCAAGAUCUCUCCUCACGGUCGUUCCCUAGAAGACGAGGUAGAUCUAUGGCGAUCAAUGAGAUCCUUUAAGCCGAAUUUUGCGAUCUUGUACAAGGCUUAUUCGCAUCUUAGAUUAAAGAACUGGAUUGUGAGAUCAGGGUUACAAUAUGGAGUUGAUUUCGUGGUCUAUAGACAUCAUCCAUCUCUUGUCCACUCUGAAUACGCUGUUCUUGUUCAGUCCAUUGGAGAGAAUGACGGGUUAAAGGCGUGGUCCGAUGUUCAUUGCAGUGUUCGCCUAACUGGAAGCGUCGCGAAAACAUUGUUGUUUCUUUACGUUAAUGGACAAGUCAAUACAGAGAACAUGAACCUGCCUUUUUGUUUAGAAGACUACACAGUGGAAGAGCUAACAAUUCGUAGAUGGAGUCCUGAACUUUGCCGUGAAGAUGAAACCAGAACAUGAUUAUGCUUAUGAGUUAAACAGUUGUGUUGUAAUACUCAUUUUUAGAGGAAGAUAUAAAAACAGACUAGAAGUUCUGAUUCCAACAUAAAUAAUAUACAAACACAAAAAAA
This is a messenger RNA of Camelina sativa (false flax), 992 nucleotides long. Its product is annotated as tRNA-splicing endonuclease subunit Sen2-1. Gene Ontology annotation, biological process: tRNA-type intron splice site recognition and cleavage; tRNA splicing, via endonucleolytic cleavage and ligation. NCBI's taxonomy places the organism in Eukaryota, Viridiplantae, Streptophyta, Magnoliopsida, Brassicales, Brassicaceae. The record is from RefSeq and is a predicted model, not a curated record. Gene Ontology annotation, cellular component: cytoplasm; tRNA-intron endonuclease complex. Gene Ontology annotation, molecular function: tRNA-intron lyase activity; nucleic acid binding.